AUGUACUUGGAAGGUGCUGUUUGCCCGGACCUGGUGCACAGACAAAUGGAUGCCCAGCAUCCUGACCGCGAAAAGCAUUGGGUCUCCUUUCCCGGGCUGCGCUUACAAUCCGAAGUUUUGGAGAGGGUCCGGUCCCAAGGACAGUGGUGGCGACAGAUUGUGAGCGCCAUUGAGAAGGAGUCCUCGAAUCAUUUGGGAAAGGCCUCUGCCAAUUACAAAGAACUCCAAGAGCAAAUGACUGCAGAAAGGACGAAAACUGCCAAGCUCUGUGAGAAAUCUGUUGAGAAGAAGAUGACCCGCAAGGAGUGUAUCGCGCUGCAUGACGAUCUACUGGAAGCUUACAUGAACAAGGAUUUUCAGGACAAGAUCAAGGCCGCUUGGGCAGCAGCUGAUGGCAACAAUGCCAAGCAGCAAAAAGCCAAGCGCCAGCUUUGUCUACCACUUCAACUUCCAAUCAUGGCAAAAUAUGGCUUUGAGGCCUCUGAGAAAGGUGUCUUCGCAUGCCUCUGGGCGGUUCGAACCACAUUUUUCAACUUCAAAAGGCCGGAGGAGUUUGACAGAGAACUCACCUUGAGGGCCGCCCUUUUGGACUUCCUCGUGAGUCCUGGCCAUUCGCUCCAUCCAGAGGUUGCCCAGUGGGCCGUGCAACACUACGCGGCCACGCCGGGCGCCGGCGCUGUGUGGAAGAUGCGGAAGGUCCAGACGUAG
Durusdinium trenchii is the source of this 708-nucleotide messenger RNA. Lineage: Eukaryota; Dinophyceae; Suessiales; Symbiodiniaceae. The record is from the annotation of a GenBank genome assembly.